UUCUUUGCAAAAAACACCCCUCCAAAAGGUCUUUAUGUCUAUGGAGAUGUUGGCACAGGAAAGACAAUGGUGAUGGACAUGUUCUAUUCUCACUUAGAAGUAGAAAAGAAAAAGAGAGUCCAUUUUCAUGGCUUCAUGCUAGAUGUGCAUCAGAGAAUACAUCGCCUUAAGCAGAGCUUGCCAAAAAGAAAGGCAGGAUUUAUGGCCAAGUCAUAUGACCCAAUUGCACCAGUAGCAGAGGAAAUAAGUGAAGAGGCUGCUCUCUUAUGUUUUGAUGAAUUUCAGGUCACUGACAUUGCUGAUGCCAUGAUUCUGAAGCAGCUUUUUGAAAAUCUGUUCCAAAAUGGGGUUGUCGUUGUGGCAACAUCUAACAGGCCUCCAGAAGAUCUCUAUAAAAAUGGUCUUCAGAGGGCUAAUUUUGUACCAUUCAUUGCUGUGCUGAAGGCUAAGUCAGACUUGAAAUAUCUCAAUAGAAUAGAAAAUCUGUUGGAAACUGUAGAUGGUUCCACAGAACAGACUCCACUAACUAAGUACUGCAGCACAGUCCAGCUUGAUUCUGGAAUAGACUACAGGAAACGAGUGCUUCCUGCUGCUGGAAAACUUUACUACCUCACAAGUGAAGCUGAUGUGGAGGCUGUCAUGGAUAAGUUGUUUGAUGAGCUGGCUCAGAAACAAAAUGAUUUAACUAGACCAAGGAUUCUAAAAGUGCAAGGCAGAGAGCUGAGGCUGAAUAAAGCGUGUGGAACCAUUGCAGACUUCACGUUUGAAGAGCUGUGUGACAGACCUCUUGGAGCCAGUGACUAUUUGGAAAUAUCAAAGCACUUUGACACAGUCUUUGUUCGUGACAUACCGCUUCUUACAAUGGCAAAAAGGACACAAGCUCGCCGCUUCAUUACUCUUAUUGAUACCUUUUAUGAACAUAAGGUGCGUAUUAUUUGUUCUGCAGUGACUCCUCUCCAAAGCUUGUUCCUGGUAGAACAUGACAGUGCUGAGGUAGAGAACAACAGAGUCUUGAUGGAUGAUUUGGACUUGAGCCAGGAUUCCGCCAAAGGACUCUCCAUUUUCACAGGAGAAGAGGAAAUCUUUGCCUUUCAGCGUACCCUCUCAAGGCUUACAGAAAUGCAAACUGAACAGUACUGGAAAGAUGGGGACAGAAGCAAAAAUAUAUUAUGA
This is a messenger RNA of Nestor notabilis (Kea), 1173 nucleotides long. It is a transcript of the gene AFG1L, whose product is annotated as lactation elevated 1. NCBI's taxonomy places the organism in Eukaryota, Metazoa, Chordata, Aves, Psittaciformes, Psittacidae. Gene Ontology annotation, molecular function: ATP hydrolysis activity; ATP binding. The annotation marks the transcript as partial. The record is from RefSeq and is a predicted model, not a curated record. Gene Ontology annotation, cellular component: cytoplasm; mitochondrion. The transcript has 12 exons.